AUGGGAACGAUCCUUUCAAGUAACCGAGAACCUUUGCUUGCUCUUCCGAAAUGGGGACAGAGAAAGCCGCUCCGGCGUCAGGAGAGGGUGCCGGCGCCAUGGAUUGAGCUGAGACGGUGGCUACCGCCGAGAGUGCGACGACGGCGAGAACUGAAGUUUUCUUCACAAUGCUUGAAACUUGAGCCAUUUCUUAGUAUGAAGCUUAGCAUUGUGAAGAAGGCAUCAGUUCUCGUUGUGGUGGCACUUUCCGCCGUAGCAACCGUGUCAGCUCAGGCGAUGGCUCCGGCACCUUCUCCUGACGCCGGAGCGGCAUUCUCUAUUCCGGCUUCAGGUGUUAUGAUCGGGACCUCUCUUGUUCUCUCCUUCGUCGCUCUUCUCAGAAACUGA
This is a messenger RNA of Lactuca virosa, 387 nucleotides long. NCBI's taxonomy places the organism in Eukaryota, Viridiplantae, Streptophyta, Magnoliopsida, Asterales, Asteraceae. The record is from the annotation of a GenBank genome assembly.